This is a messenger RNA of Striga hermonthica, 538 nucleotides long. The record is from the annotation of a GenBank genome assembly. Lineage: Eukaryota; Viridiplantae; Streptophyta; Magnoliopsida; Lamiales; Orobanchaceae.
AUGGAGAUUAUAAAUCUCUUCUCCAGCGAAAAGGGCUUCCAAGAGUGUGUUGAGAGAUACGAUGGUGAUGAUCUUAUAAGUCGAUUACCCGAUGACAUUCUCCUUGUUAUCCUGUCUUUCCUCCCAUUGAAAGAAGCUGGGCGAACAAGUGUUCUUUCUUCUCGUUGGAGAAACCUGUGGAGUUACACCUCACAUCUCAACUUUGAUGACUAUAGUUCGAUGGAGAAGAUUAUCGAGGACCCAGAAUUUCGCGGUGUCGAGAGGGAAAAGUAUGUAAAGUGGGUGGAUUCGGUUCUCCAAUCACACCGAGGGUCCACUGUGAAAGAAUUACGAAUAUGCUUUAGUUUAGUAAAAUCAGCAGGAAAGUCAAUUACGAAGUGGCUUGAAUUUGCUUUUGAGAGGCACAUUGAAAAGUUGGAGUUGAACCUUUCAGAUGGGGAAUGUGUUCAUCACCCACAUGAAGUGUACGCGUUUCCUCGAGAGUUAUGCAGUAAUAUCAGUUCAGACCAUCCUUACAAAUCUAGUAGACUUUUCGGCU